AUGGGUAUUCUGAUGAUUCUCUCCUUCAUGCUGGGGAUGCAGUAUGGAAGCUUUGUGGAUAAUCUGAGGCUGUAUGUCAGUCGUGGCAGUGGUGGCAUGGGGCUGCCACGACUGGGUGGACAAGGUGGUAAAGGAGGUGAUGUCUGGGUUGUUGCCAAAGAUGGUAUAUCCUUGAAGAAAAUCAAGGACAAAUAUCCACAGAAGAGUUUUGUAGCUGGUGUUGGAACAAACAGUGGGUAUAUAUCUGUAGCUGAUUUACCAGGUUUGAUUGAAGCCCAAAUAAACAGAGGAAUGGGUCACACAUUUCUCAAACAUGUUGAGCAAACAAAGCAACUGCUCUUUGUGGUUGAUGUCCAGCUUUCUUACAAAACACCAUUUAGAACAGCCUUUGAAGCUAUACAGCUCCUAAUGAAGGAGCUGGAGUUAUACAAAGAAGAACUGAGGUCAAAGUCUGUCCUUGCUGUGAACAAAAUGGAUUUGCCAGUUGCAGAAGACAAGCUAAAGGAACUUGUAGAACAACUACAACAUCCUCAAGAUUAUACACACUUGUUUCCUGAAGGUGCGGAUCCAAGGCGCACAGUGCACUUUAAACAUAUCAUCCCAGUCUCAGCAUCCAGUGGAUAUGGCAUUCAAGAACUAAAGAAGUGCAUCAGAAACUCACUUGAGCAGGCAACUUCACAAAACGAAGAGGACCACAGAGAAAAGCUGCAGGAACUUCACAGCUCAAGUGCUUCCAAAGCUGUGAGGAGAUGAGUGGCACGAAUGAAUGUAGAAAUGUACAAAUCAGAGCCCUUUGAAGAGAUAGGAACUAGAACAACACAGAAUCCAGUAGAAGCAACUCUUUAUGACCUACUAGAUCAGGUGUGAGCGAUGAACAUGAUUGAGAAUUUCUGUAAAUACAUGAAGGCUGACAUUUUUUUGUUCAGAUUAUUUUACUUCACUGCUGGGGAACAAUGGCAAGUUUUAAAGGACAAGAAAAACCAAGCUUAUUUCUGUACAGUACAUUCCAGACACUGUUCACUGUAUACAUUGUCUGGCUGGUUAUUUAUAAGGCAUUUUUAAACACUCAAUUCAAGGAUAAGAAAACAUCGUGUCUUGAAUUAGGACUUCUAGUCGCAAUGUUUUUCAGAUUUAUUUCUAUAUUUCUAACUUUCUUUUAGGCAAACAGCUUAAGAUGGCAAGUUAUGAGAACUACCCACACAAAUUCCAAAUUAGGAAUAUAUCUGCUUUGUGAAUCCCAGACUGAAGUGUGAUUUAUAUUUAAAUACCCCAAAACGUAACGGUUAAAUGGAGGCAUCUGAUGGAAACACCCUCUAAGGGAAGUUACUUUUAAUUA
Messenger RNA from Acipenser ruthenus (sterlet), 1336 nucleotides. RefSeq names its product GTP-binding protein 10-like. The record is from RefSeq and is a predicted model, not a curated record. The transcript has 6 exons. Gene Ontology annotation, molecular function: GTPase activity; GTP binding. Bases 1 to 753 code for a protein of 250 amino acids. Gene Ontology annotation, cellular component: mitochondrion. Lineage: Eukaryota; Metazoa; Chordata; Actinopteri; Acipenseriformes; Acipenseridae.